AUGCUUCCAAAUCAAAGUUUCUUACAAACAACGUCAGCUCCUCACUAUACAUUACCUGGAGUAAUGCAUUAUUUACAAACUGAAUUCACUAAGAAUGAACGUGAUAGAAUUACAUGGGAACUAGAGAGAUCUGAAAUGAAAGCAAAGAUUUCUCAAUUAGAAGGUGAGAAUAGAGAUCUAAGAUAUAAAUUAGCCAAAUUAGAAUUGAAGAAAGAGUCUAAAAAAUCUAAUUGUGAGUCUGACUUACAGGAAACUGGUAAGGAACAAGAUGAGGCAUCAUUAUCAUCUUUGAUUAAAUCAAGAACUGUCAUACAAGAAAACGUAAAGGAAAUUGUUUACCUUUUGAAAAAUGCUGAUGUUAGUAAUCAAUUGAAUCUAUUAAACGCAAAGAAUGAUAAUAUGGUACAUAAUAUGGAAAACUUGAAUUUGAAUUUGAAUUCACAACCUAACGUUACUAUUGAUCCGAAUCAUAAUAUUAUAGAACCAAAUAAUGAUAAUGCGAAUAUGUUAAAUACUAGUCAAAUGUUUAAUUUGGGACAUGAUCAAAAUUCAUCAAAUUUACAGCAGAACACCGCGCCUAUGGAGGAUAUUGGUAAUAUUGAUGAGGGUGGAGAGCAGUCAGAAACAGAAACUAUUGUAUUAGAUGAUGAUUCUCACCCAGUAUCUUCAUCUUCAUCGUCAUUAUUUAAAGAACCAAAUUUCAAUAAGAAAAUGAUAAAUAAUACAGUGGAAAGUUUUACUAGAAACGACGAGGAUGAUAUAAAUAGCACUACUGAACGAAGUGAUUGUGAUGACAUCAAUUCUAAAAGAAUUAUUUGGUCUUCUUCUCCAAUUAAAAACCUUAAUGUUUUGAAGAAUAAUAUUUUGACUUCAUCAAAUGAUAAUUCACUAAAAUAUGGAAAAAUAAUUAAUGAAAAUCUCGAUUGCAAGUCUAUGAAUGUCAUCAAUGAAAAUGGAAAAGAAAAUUACAUCAAAAUAUUUUUAAUAGAUAGUUCUAUCUUCCUAACAAUUACCAACGUCGGAGUUCAAUUGCACAACAUAAAUGAGCAGAAAAUUCUUUCAUCUUUGAAUAUAUUCGAACAAGAAUCAAUUGAUAAUAUUGAAAGUAUUGAUUUUAAGAAUAAUAGAUUAUUAAUCGGCACAAAUAAUAGAGUAUACAUUUGGGAAUUAAAGAUUUCCACAAAAGAAUAUAAUUUGGAAAUAAUAAAUUCUUAUGUUAUACAAAUUGAUACAUCCAAAUCAAUACUCAGUGCCAUCUUAGGAAUGACAGAAAAAUCAUUGAUUAUAUUAACUUCUUCUCCAUAUGAAAUGAUAAUAUAUAGCUUUCAAGGGAAAUUAUUACAAUCAAUAAAAUUAAGUGAGAAUGGUUCUUUAACGAGGAGAAGUGAAUCGUCGGCAUCAAAUACAACCAAUGGAAAGUUAUAUCUGAAUAAAGAAACUUCUAAGAUAAUAAUUCAGUUAAAUAAACACCUUUCCACAUAUUCAUUCGAUCAUAAGAAAGUUAUAAUGCAAGAACAUUUAGAAUUCGAGCCUAUAGAUAUGAUAUUCCAGAAUUCGAAAGAUAUAAUAUGCUUCGCAUUUGCCAAUGGGUCCAUUGAGGUACGAAAAUUAAAUACAUUCCAAAAUAUUAUAAAGCAAUACAAUCAUUAUGAUGAAACUAUUGGCGAAACAGGGGAUACUGAUGGUCUUGUGAUUCAAUUAUUAUGGCAAGGUCAAAAUAAAAGUCACAAUCAAGAUCAAAAUCAAAUACCGGUAAUAGUCUCAGGAGGAGAGGAUGGUAUCUUAAGAUUAGAAAGAAUAGAUGAUUAUAUAUAA
Naumovozyma dairenensis CBS 421 is the source of this 1815-nucleotide messenger RNA. RefSeq names its product Far8p (gene FAR8). The coding region runs from base 1 to 1815 and encodes 604 amino acids. The record is from RefSeq and is a predicted model, not a curated record. The transcript has a single exon. Lineage: Eukaryota; Fungi; Ascomycota; Saccharomycetes; Saccharomycetales; Saccharomycetaceae. Gene Ontology annotation, molecular function: protein binding.